This is a messenger RNA of Desarmillaria tabescens, 351 nucleotides long. RefSeq lists its product as uncharacterized. NCBI's taxonomy places the organism in Eukaryota, Fungi, Basidiomycota, Agaricomycetes, Agaricales, Physalacriaceae. The coding region runs from base 1 to 351 and encodes 116 amino acids. The transcript has 6 exons. The record is from RefSeq and is a predicted model, not a curated record.
AUGGCCAAUUCAAUAUUUCUGCUGCAAUGGGCCUUUGGCUGCUGCUUGCCACAUCACAGCAUCGACUUCGAGUUCUCUGGGCCCAACAAUCAAGUACUGCCGACAAUCAGAGGAAAGCUAAGCUUGAGAAAGCAAGAUAAGCAGGCUUUCACGAGAGGAGACAAGGGAAGGUGUCAGAUAGGUCGUUAUGGAGGACCUGUUUCUAACUCUAUCAAUAAUCAAACUGGUGGUGGUGGAGGCAGCAUGAGUUUUGGAGCAUGGCCGGGUGUCGUCUCUCGAGUACUGGUCAAGAGAGGCGUUGAAGAACGUGAGGAAGAUCUGGAUGCUGAGGUAUCGAAGAUGGAUUUAUGA